Acanthosepion pharaonis is the source of this 1041-nucleotide messenger RNA. NCBI's taxonomy places the organism in Eukaryota, Metazoa, Mollusca, Cephalopoda, Sepiida, Sepiidae. The record is from the annotation of a GenBank genome assembly.
AUGCUUAAGCUUCUUCUUUCCUGCCUGCUGCUGAUACACUUGACUCACAUUCCCCUGACAUCAAUCCUUUGUUUUCCUUUUUUCCUCGUUACCUCUUUUUUCCUCGUUACCUCUUUUUUCCUCGUUACCUCUUUUUUUUACCCUUUUUUUCCUUUUACCUUUUUUUCCUCUUUACCUUGCUGUGCCUCUUUACUUCUUUUUUCCUCUUUACCUUGCUGUGCAUCUUCUUUUCACUUUGCCUAUUUUUUAUUUAUCUCUUUACUGCUUUUUCUUUUUUUCUUACCUCUUUCUUUUUUGCUUUACUGCUUUCUUUUUUCCUCUUUAUCUCUUUCACUACUCUUUCUUUUUUCUCUUUACCUCUUUUUUUUCUCUUUACCUCUUUUUUCUCUUUACCUCUCUCACCUUUUUUCCUCUCUAUGUGGCCACUUCAUAUUUGGGGUGAGGUCAUACAUUGGCCAUAGCACAAAUUCUUUCUUUUAUUUGUCUCUCUCUUCUCUUUGCUUCUUUCCUCUUUUCUCCCCUUUUGCUUCUCGUUUCUUCUCCCCUUUUGCUUCUCGUUUCUUCUCCCCUUUUGCUUCUCGUUUCUUCUCCCCUUUUGCUUCUCGUUUCUUCUCCCCUUUUGCUUCUCGUUUCUUCUCCCCUUUUGCUUCUCGUUUCUUCUCCCCUUUUGCUUCUAAUUUUCUUCUCCUUUUGCUUUCGUUUCUUCUAAUUUUUGCUUUCGUUUCUUCUCCCCUUAACUUCUCGUUUCUUCUCCUUUUUCGUUUCUUCUCCCCUUUUGCUUCUCGUUCUUCUCCCCUUUGCUUUGUUUCUUCUCCCCUUUUGCUUCUCGUUUCUUCUCCUUUUGCUUCUCGUUUCUUCUCCCCUUUUGCUUCGUUUCUUCUCCCUUUAAAUUCUCGCUUUUCUCCCUUUUGUAAGUUUCUUCUUUUCUCCUCCCUUAAAUUCCUGGUAAGUGAAGAAAAAGAUUCAAGUGUUACUUUUGAGCAAAUUUUAAAAAAAUUGUCACUCAACCACUUCCUUGUAAAAAGCUUACUAGUACUAUAG